Trichoderma breve is the source of this 825-nucleotide messenger RNA. Its product is annotated as HIT zinc finger domain-containing protein. Gene Ontology annotation, molecular function: nucleosome binding. The transcript is spliced from 2 exons. Gene Ontology annotation, cellular component: Swr1 complex. The record is from RefSeq and is a predicted model, not a curated record. Lineage: Eukaryota; Fungi; Ascomycota; Sordariomycetes; Hypocreales; Hypocreaceae. Gene Ontology annotation, biological process: chromatin remodeling. The coding region runs from base 1 to 825 and encodes 274 amino acids.
AUGAACAACUUUGGCGUCAUCGAGCUCGCCAGCGCCAAAACGACUUCGGCUCCCGGAUGGGCCUACGUUCCUGAUACCGGCGCCCUGCCUGGAGCCAACGCCUUGCAACCGGCAAACCGGAAACGAGCUCGCAAUGCGCCCGCGGGCGUGACGGCCGGCGACUUGACGGCGCGGCAGGAGGCCAAGAUCCGGAAGGAAAUCGAAGCGCUGGAGAGAGAUGGGGGCAAGGACAAUUCGAUUCCGAUACCUGCAAAGAGCAGCAAAGCUACUGGAAAGUACACGCCAAAUGUUCGAAAGAUAUUACAGUCGCAAAAGACGUUUUCAAAUCAUCUGGACGAUUUCCUGGCUCUGCAGGCACAGGCUGAGGGCGGUCCAACAGCGGCAAGCAAUAAUCGGCCUACCAACACCAACACCAAACGCCCGGCCGGCAAACGAGACGCUACUGCUACACCUACUGCGACUACCAAGCUAUCGUCGGGCAUACAAGAAGAGGAUGUGAUGAUGACGGAUGCAAACCUGCCCCCGAUUUUGGUAGGAUCAUAUCGACCACCACCAACGGCCCAUCCUGGUGACAACGAUCCGCUCCUGGUAUCCCGUAUGCCCGAGGUGCCAUCGGAUGAAGAACUAAGGAAGCUGCUGGCUCACCCACCGCUCACAUACUACGAGGCCAGAGGCAAAUGGGAGGACAACUACCCCACACGUGUAUUCUGCGAGGUUUGCGGAUAUUGGGGACGGGUGCGGUGCAUGAAGUGCGGCACGAGAGUCUGCGCGUUGGAUUGUAUGGAGACGCAUAGAGAGGAAUGCGUGACCCGAUAUGGGUUAUGA